GUCAUACCUAAGAUUGAGAAGUGCUGUUCAGAUAAAUUGUUGGCUUCCAGUUAACUGCUUUUCCUAAAUCACCAGUUCAUUCUAUUCAGCAGUUGUGAAGCGUACUCUUACUGUUCCCCGUAAUGGAGCCGACCACUAAACUAAAAGUCAGGACCAACCUCUUGAAUGGAACACUGGAGUACGAGCCAUUCAAAAAAUGAUUACUUCCAAUUGAGGCACGUGCUCUCCUAUGCAGAGAUGGAUGCAAAACGGAAGUAGGCAAGCACAUUCGGGCUUAUUGUCCGGCGGGAUCGGAUCGUCCCAGACUUCCUCGAGCUAAUGGAGUACCCAAGCACCGAGACUAUGAACCUUGCCCUCAAUAUCAUUGACCGACAUGGACGCCUUAAAAGGGAAUAUACGAAUCAUCCUGCUCGAAGGGGACUUGGAAUUUGGCAAGACGAGCUAAGCGAAGGCGAUUUCCUAAUCAUUGAGACAGCGACAGUCUUGAAGAAAGCUCGUCGCCAGGGCAUUGGACGUCAGUUGGUGAUGGAUAUGAUUCAAAAAGCAACGAAACUGGAUACCAACGUUCGCUUUGUGUUUGCAUACCCAAGCUGCUUGCACAUGGCUGAAGACCUACAAGAACGUACGGGAAAGACGAAAAAGGAGCGAUUUGGCAUGGCAGAUGCCCGAACGGCCCUUGCCAUCAGGUUUUUCAGGCAAUUGGGCUUCCACCGUAUUGGGAUCAGUCAUUGGUUUGCCCUAUCUAUCGAUAUCAAUCACCUCUCACGGACCAUAUCCAUCGCCGACGAUCCAGAGCCUCCCGAAGUAGAACCAAUCUUAUAUGACGAACACGAUUCGGACGAUCCACAGCCGGAAGUGCCCGAGGCCAGGAGCGUUGUUAUUGGUGAACCACUAGGCACAGACAGAGACUUCAAUUACAAUGAGGCCAAAUCGUCAAGACAAGAGGUAGCUGAUCACCUCCAAGAGAAAGUAAACCGCCGUAGGGCACGGAGCGAAUAUGCUCAGCUGUAUCCGAUACAUCAUGCGCUUCAGAGCCUCCCCGAUUCCCAAUGCAUUGCAAUGCUCAAGGAACGCGCCCUCAAGGGUGAUGAGUCCCAGGGGUCCCUAAUCGAGUCCAAAGACUGUUAUAAAAAUAAUAUUCUCCAUAUAGCUGCUUGCAACUUCAAGCCAGUGUGUGUCGAGUGGAUCCUGAAGUCUAUUGCCGUCAACCACCCAGAUCUUAAAAAUGGUCGAAAAUAUUCAUGGGUACACCCCUCUUGAGGCAUUGCAGUCUCAACUUGAUGUGGAACGCCCGGGUGAAUAUCUCGGGCAGCGCUUCAUAGUGCGAGCCGAUAAGUUUGAGGGGUUUCAAAACGAAGCAGUCUCAUGCAUACAAGCCCUUAAUGAAAGGUCGAUCAAGGACGAUAUACUCUGUUGGAACCGCACGCGCUUUGGUUGUACCUGUG
This is a messenger RNA of Aspergillus eucalypticola CBS 122712, 1445 nucleotides long. RefSeq lists its product as uncharacterized. Lineage: Eukaryota; Fungi; Ascomycota; Eurotiomycetes; Eurotiales; Aspergillaceae. The coding region runs from base 319 to 1260 and encodes 313 amino acids. The record is from RefSeq and is a predicted model, not a curated record. The transcript has a single exon.